GGUAGUAGUGCUACUUGUGGUGGUACUACUGCUGCUCGUGGUAGUACUACUUGUGGUACUGCUACUAGUUGUUGUAGUACUAGUGGUAGUAGUAGUGCUACUUGUAGUACCGCUGCUUGUGGUACUGGUAGUAGUACUAGUAGUGCUACUGGUGGUACUGGUAGUGGUACUCGUAGUACUGCUACUACUCGUAGUAGUACUACUUGUGGUACUGGUGCUGCUCGUAGUAGUACUGGUGGUGGUGGUCGAUAUCGCUAA
Molecule: messenger RNA, 258 nt
Organism: Adineta steineri
Lineage: Eukaryota; Metazoa; Rotifera; Eurotatoria; Adinetida; Adinetidae
Source: the annotation of a GenBank genome assembly